Molecule: messenger RNA, 1789 nt
Organism: Sinocyclocheilus anshuiensis
Lineage: Eukaryota; Metazoa; Chordata; Actinopteri; Cypriniformes; Cyprinidae
Gene: ccdc178
Product: coiled-coil domain containing 178
Exons: 14
Coding region: 200-1789 (529 amino acids)
Source: RefSeq, a predicted model, not a curated record
GUGAAUGAAGGCCUCCCUGUUGCCUAGUAACCACGCGCGCACGGUGAAAGCGGGAGGGCUGGAAACAAAGUAUGAAACAGGCCGCGACGGGACACAACGCCGAGAUAUGUGUCAGCAUUUAUCAUAUCGCGCUUGAUGGGUCAAAAAUACAAUAAAUAUCAUUCAUGGCUCAACGUUCUGCGCUUUAGCAGCGACAAAUAUGUUUUUUGAGAUGCCUGACAUGAAGUUACUCAAGUUUCCUUCAAGUGAAGGAGCAUUCUUACAAGAGCAGGGAGAGAUGGUUAGCUCCAACAGGCGUCGCAGCUGUGCUCUGGUUAGCACUCCAGCACCAUGUGUGAACAAAGCAGUGUCUCACAUCCAGGAACUGAAGUCCAAACUGGAAAACUGGGGCCAGCAGGGUGAUAAUGCUCAGCAUGAAACUGCACAUGAAAACCAUCACAGUAUCAUUUGGAAAUGUAUUUCUGCUGAUGGCAAAAAUGCAGAGCUGUGUAUUGAAGGCAUGGGGCUUUAUGUACAAGACAGUGGAGUGUUGACGUCUCUCUGGACGGAGACCACAGACGUCCUGAUGGAGGUGAUGAGUUUGAUCAAGCGUCUUGAGUUGGACCGCAGAGAUGCAGAGAAGGCUCUACAGGAAGAAAAGGAAAAAGCAAAGAAACUUUCAGAGAAACUGGGCAGCCUCCGUCUCUGGAAGCAGAAUGAGUUUCCUGUAGCAAUGCAGAAAGAGCGUGAAGCGUGCAGCACAGACAUCGCCAAGCUGACGUGGCAACUGAAAAUAAGGAGAGAUCAGUUGCCGCAGGUGAGAGACAGGCUGGCCCACACGGAGGUGCUGAACCAACGUCUGAAGGAGGAUAUCGAUUUUAUGAGGAAACACGGGCCGCUCGUUCACGAGAGACUCCAGCUGGAGAGUGAAAUCAUGAAGCAGAUCCGAACAGCACAAAGUGAGGCCAGUGAGAUGUUUUUAAACAUCUCUCAGAAACUAAAGAGUCUUCAGGAGGAGUUUAAAAAAGAAGAAUUCAGAGCAGACCUUAGGAAAGGAGAAAUGAACAAAGAAAUGGAAACGAUCAGAAAUCAUCUGAGUGACAAGCAGAGUGGGUUACAGCAGCUGCAGUCACAGUGUGAGGCGUUUCAAAGGAAAAUUAAAGAGUCGAUAGAAAAACUAACAUUGAGAGACGACCAAAUCAAAGCCUUGGUGAAAAAGACACAUCAGUUUGAGAGGCAGGAAACAGACGCAAAUGAAGAAGUCAGAACAUUAAAAGCUGAAAAAAAUGAUAAAGAAGAGAAAUUGAUGAUAAAGAAGAACGAUGUAAUGCUGCUUCAAAACCAAAUACAAACAUCUAAACUUGAAGGUGAUGAAAAGGUGUCUGUGUUGAAUGCAAACAUAAGCCAAAAGCGAUAUGACUUAUUGACCCUGCGAGACAAAAACAAAGAGCACAAACUGGAAAUUGAAGACUACAAGAGAAAGAUCUACCAAAGGGGUUUGUCAGACACUAUGGCGUUCAAACAUGGGACAGCCACAGUAGUGAUGGGUAACGUGCACAGGGAUAUAGCUUCCUGGAAACAGAGGAAGUCUCAUCACGCACAGAUUCACUCAGCACUGUUCACUCAACGCCGGGAUGUCAUGAAGGACACAGAGGUUAAUCUACAGGAAGCCCUAAAAGACAAUCUGAAGUUAGCGCAGGAGUAUCACGAGCUGCAGAAAGCUCUGAUGAUUGCCAGACAAGAAGCCGUUUAUGUUUUUGACAGAAGAAACAGAGCAGAGGCCUACAUCCAAGAUCACAAGCAGAGAUAG